Molecule: messenger RNA, 1722 nt
Organism: Opisthocomus hoazin
Lineage: Eukaryota; Metazoa; Chordata; Aves; Opisthocomiformes; Opisthocomidae
Source: RefSeq, a predicted model, not a curated record
AUGAAAACUCACUUUGGACGUUUGGGCCCUGUGAAGGGAAGUCAGCCUGCUGGAAGCUUACGGGUGAUUGCAAAACACUCUGUGUGUUCUUUCCUCAGCGUUUCGCCACCUGUGGAAGAUCCUGACCAGACUCCAGCAAAAAAGCAAAAAAAAGAUUGCGCCAUCCCUGAGUGUAAAGAGAAAGUUGAAGAAGUUUCUGCUGCAGUGACAUUGCCAGCCAAGGCAAGAAGUGAAUGCCAGAAGGCUGCAGUCAGCAAUGCCGCUCCAAUCAGAAAGUCUGCAAAAGAGACUCCAUGUACCACUUCUGUCCGUUCAUCUAAAAGACCAGCAGCUUCUGCGCUAGAUAUAGAAAUGAUAAAAAUUGAUAAAAUGCCUUGUGAAACCAAUAGUUGCUUGGCUAAGGAAACACUAUCCCUUUCUCACAAGACAAUUCCAUGUCUGAGCACAUGCAGGAAUGUCAAACAGUGCAUCAGACCUGCUCCAGACAGCUUCUUAACACUGAGGCCGCCCAUUAAGGAGUGCACUGUGCCAGAAUCCUUUACUUCAGAAGUCAACAGAAUGGGGAAACUUCUCUGUACUGCUGAAGAGGAUGUUCAGCGAGGAGAAAAGGAGAAAUACAGACAGCUCUUGAAGCUGAUGAAGGAAAAAUACUUUAGAAGCCGCCCUAAUCCACAGCCGACAAGCCUUCUCAAUGUUCAAGCCUACUCCAAGGCACCAGCGAUGACUGAGGGUCACCUGGAAGAACAGAAAUAUGGAAGAGAUGUUUAUCCACGUACAAUACCAAGGACCAGUAUCAAAUGUGCAGAUGUUUGCAGCCCACAGCCGUCUCAGAGAACUGAUGUGAUCAGAUACUGCACAGCAACAGGAAACUCUCAUGAACAGGGAAGACCAAUGUUCCAAGCCAUUUCAGGGAAACAAUAUGGAGCUGAAAUCUCAGAAGGGGUGUUAUCCCAGUUACAUCUGCCACCUGUUCUGUCGAGAAAAUCACCUGCCUUUGGUGCGGAAGAAGAGAAAUUCCCAAGCUCAGAAAAAGCAGUAGAACACUUUGCUCCACUCACAGAGGCCAUGGAGAGAGAGGUCAUUGCCGCAUUUGACAGCGGUGAGCCAGAUGAGAUCAUGAGCAGUGCCUUCAAACUAAAGGUCACUCGUGAGGACAUCCACACACUGAGGAACCUUUGCUGGCUAAAUGAUGAGGUCAUUAAUUUCUACAUGAAUCUUCUGAUGGAAAGAAAUAAGAAGGAAGGAUAUCCAGCAGUCCAUGCUUUUAGUACUUUCUUUUAUCCCAAACUAAUUUCUGGGGGCUACAGAGCAGUAACAAGAUGGACCAAAGAUGUGGAUCUCUUCAAGCAGGACCUCAUCUUGGUGCCCAUUCAUUUGAGAGUGCACUGGACACUAGUGGUCAUAGAUGUCCGAAAGAAGACUAUCAAAUACUUUGACUCAAUGGGACAAAAACAGGACAAGAUCUGUAAAACUUUGUUCCAAUACCUGCAAGAAGAAAGCCGGGCAAAAAGAAACUUGGAGCUGACUUCUUCAGAGUGGACUCUUUACAGCAUGGAGUCACAUGAAAUCCCUCAGCAAUCGAAUGGAAGCGACUGCGGGGUUUUUAUGUGCAAAUUCGCAGAUUUUAUCUCCAGAGACAAACCGAUAACCUUUACAGAGAAACACAUGCCUGACUUCCGCAGGAGGAUGGUGUGGGAAAUAAUCCAUCAGCAGCUACUGUGA